AUGUCGAUAUCAACCGAGCCUGACACUACACAGGAUCAGGAACCCAUACCUAGCUAUCAUGAAGUUUCUGAAGAUCCCACACCAGUCUAUAAAUUUGGCGGAGACGAUGAUAUACCUACCACGGUGUAUUUCCACCCUCGUCCAUUAGAUUUCAACCUUCAAUACAAUAUGGAACCGCGCUUACCUCUAAGUAGAAUAUGCGAUACGGUCAUUCAUAGUGGUACAUAUCAAGAUUGGAAGGAGAGUGAAAUUUCAAUACAAUAUUAUACCGACCAAUCGAUGAGGCUUUUAUAUAACUCUUUAGUAGGUCAUUAUGAGGAUUACAAGGCUUAUAGAAGAGACAGAAAUGAUUAUGAAAAGUCGAUUGAGAAUGUUACUGAUCGAUGGAGAAAUAGGGAUUACACGGGUCAGCCUUGUAGACUGAUAUCAGUGGAUGGGCAAACAAUGAAGGAUUUGAAGUCUAUUCAGAAAAAGGUGAAUAAAGAGCGAAGUAGAGGAUGUUUGAACUAUUCUAUUGGGGAUCCUAAGGAGACCAAUGCCAGUUUUGAGUUGAUGCCUCUUAUCAGACGAUGGUCAAGUAAUAUCAGUAUGCAAGAUGACGAGCAAGGCGGGUCAACAGCGCAAGCUCAGAGUCAGGUUUCGGAAGAGAGUGGCAAAACCUCCGCGUCAAUCAGAUUCUACAUUAAUUAUUCAAGCGAUCUCUCAAUUGUUCAGAAGGACCGAGAUGACUUAGAACGCCUGGCUGGCAGUCUGGGCAAACUCACUUUCGCAUCUGAUAAGCAAGAUAUGGAGUUGAUGGCUAAGUCUAGAGGGUUCUCGAUCCAUAAGGUUUCGAAGGAAGUCCUGGAUGGGUUGGUUUCUUGUGAGAGCGAGACACGAAGUAAGGAGUAA
Molecule: messenger RNA, 891 nt
Organism: Kwoniella botswanensis
Lineage: Eukaryota; Fungi; Basidiomycota; Tremellomycetes; Tremellales; Cryptococcaceae
Exons: 1
Coding region: 1-891 (296 amino acids)
Source: RefSeq, a predicted model, not a curated record